AUGACAGAACCAGAUAUCCACCCUCCCAAUUUCACAUCGUGCUUGGACCAAACCCAAAGCCCACUCUUCUCGAUAAUACCCCCAGAAGUCCGCCGGGAAAUCUUCGCCUACGCUCUUGCCGCAUUUGAGGACACCAACAAUCCAUACAGCAAAGACACAUACUGGACACGACCGGGCUAUGACGCCCCGCACCGCACCCACACAGAGCUCCUCCGGAGCUGUAAACGCGUCUACCAGGAAGCCUGGUUCAUGCCGUUCACAUACGCCGAGCACGCCUUCUACCUAACAUGGCACGACCGAGCACCGGAACAGCUCUUGCCAACGGCAUUCCAGCAGUGCCUGGACUUAAUCUAUCAGAUGCACGGCAAGGUCGAGGCUGGCAGGAUCAGGAUCUUCGCGCAGCUUUUCAUGCUCGAAAAAGGACAUGCGAUGAAGGCGUUGCUGGACAUGACGCAUUUCUAUCCCCGGAGCAUCACGCUGACGAUCCGGUACACGGAUUUCUGGAUGUGGGAGGACAACCAGCCUCUCUAUAUUAAUGCGGAGUGGGUGAAUAGGAUCUGUUUCCCGGAAAGUGUGACGCGCUUCAGCAUGGAUUUUGAGAGUAUUGAGCGUCGCAGGGACGAGGUCGAGUAUAUUGCCAACGAGGCGGCUGAGAAGUGGUUCUUCCGGCGGAAGGACGGGAAGUUCCUGACGGCUGAUAAGGCUGAUAUGUCGGUGUCGCAGUGGACGGGGAGUUCUAUUUUAAAGGGAGAGAGAUGGAUGAGGGAUGAGGUUCGACCGGGUCAAUUGGAUUAUUAUGUUGUCACGGUCGUAUGGAAGGUAUCCCCUGAAUUAGCGGAGGCGCCGUUACCCACGCCGUGUCCGACGGUCGAGCUACCGCGAGAUUUCCACCAGCCGGCGCCUCCAUUUACUGCAGCGGUGUGUGUGAGUGUUGCGGAAUUGGAGGACGCGAAUAUAGCGCUGGAUACACCGGCUGAGAAGACUUGGUUUCUGCUUGAGGCGCAUCAAAGAGCGAUGGAGGAGGUAGACGAAGACGCCGAACUCCAAGAUGAAGGCAUGUGGAGUGACUAG
This is a messenger RNA of Aspergillus fischeri NRRL 181, 1071 nucleotides long. RefSeq lists its product as uncharacterized. The record is from RefSeq and is a predicted model, not a curated record. NCBI's taxonomy places the organism in Eukaryota, Fungi, Ascomycota, Eurotiomycetes, Eurotiales, Aspergillaceae. The transcript has a single exon. Bases 1 to 1071 code for a protein of 356 amino acids.